AUGCUGCGUCUUCCGCUCGCUGCAAGGCGUGCACCACGCUUGCUUCUUCCUCGGCCGCCUGCUCGCACCUUGUUCGGGUGGUCGAAAAAGCCUACACAGACUGGCUCUGGCGCUAAACCCAUCCUUACGCAAGACAAUCUCUUUCAUCCACUCUCCGAAUCUCCAAUUAAAACCCUUCAGUUAAGAGCCAAGGCGGUAAAGGAGCUCGCACCAUGCCCUCGAAUUCCACUGGAAACAGGAUACAGACCACACACAAUACUGUACCCGUCUUCGAGAGUCAAUGAAGACGAGCAUGACAUCCGAAGUGGGCGUAAAAUGACCGAAUUCGAGCUCCCUGGUCAACAAUCAUACGAAGAAGCUGUAUCAUUUGCCAACUGGGAUGUAUUCUGGUACACACGCAGCUUCAACUCGAUUGAUACGGACCGGUCGAGAAGACAUUCGAGUAAACUGCUCACAUAUCCUAUUACAAUUGCGUCGCUAUUGCACGAAAACAGUGGUAUUAAUAUACGGAAUCAAAGACUCACUCCUGAAGGCCUUCGGUCUAUGACAGGCAACUUACAUGCCGAAUCCCCCACUGGCGACGAAGACCCAUCGGGCAAACCUCCCAUGAGAAUCUUUAUCAUCGGUGCACGAGCGGAAUCAUCUCUGCCUACGCAUGUAUGGGAGCAACUCGCUCACCUAUUCCCAAACACUCCGUUCCAUAUCUAUAUGAUUGGUCCACAGGUGUCUCUUCCUGCCAUAGCCAUCCCUCCUCCCCCUCCUAAACCAGCGCCAACCAAAAACUCCGAAUCCACCAGAGAUGCACCGAAACCAGUCCUGUUCGAACCCCCGAUCCCACCCCAAACUACCCCCACAGGGCCAACCAAAACGAGGGACUCGGCCCCGGACUACGGCGUUCCUUCAAGCACCUCCUCCGUCUCCGACCAACUCACAAUCACAUGCCUCCGCGCACCCUACGCGGACGUACACGCCCAUUUCGCAGAGACAUUCGAUCCCUACACCGACGUAUUCUUCGCAUUUUGCCCAGGCUUCGGUUUCCCCUCUCCUACUUCCCCAGACAUGCUCCAAAUUCUGCUCCCGGAGAAUGGGGGACGACCGUCCCGCUCAUCCUGA
Messenger RNA from Rhizoctonia solani, 1113 nucleotides. Its product is annotated as Mss51-mRNA processing-like protein. The transcript has 4 exons. The coding region runs from base 1 to 1113 and encodes 370 amino acids. The record is from RefSeq and is a predicted model, not a curated record. NCBI's taxonomy places the organism in Eukaryota, Fungi, Basidiomycota, Agaricomycetes, Cantharellales, Ceratobasidiaceae. Gene Ontology annotation, cellular component: extrinsic component of mitochondrial inner membrane.